Molecule: messenger RNA, 5514 nt
Organism: Mya arenaria
Lineage: Eukaryota; Metazoa; Mollusca; Bivalvia; Myida; Myidae
Product: condensin complex subunit 3-like
Exons: 26
Coding region: 97-5139 (1680 amino acids)
Biological process (GO): mitotic chromosome condensation
Cellular component (GO): condensed chromosome; cytoplasm; condensin complex
Source: RefSeq, a predicted model, not a curated record
UUCCGAAAAAUCCGAAAUGUGAAAUGUUAAGUCACGUGACGUACCAGGAGCGGAAACUUCAAAACAGGGGAGUCCGUUCAGGAAAGUAGGGCCACAAUGGGCGACCGGACAAGGAUAAAAGAGGUUUUUACUCAAUGCCAAACAGGUCUUCAGGGCCAUGGAAAGCUCAUGAAGACUUUAAGCAAAGUUUAUGAGAAGACUGAUUUUGGGGAAUUUUGGUCUGAAUUUUCCCACUGCUUGAAGUAUGCCAUGGUAAUUUUCAAGAGAGAACCAGCGGUGGAGAGGGUGAUUGACUUUGUUGCAAAGUUUGCCCCAAGUCUAAGCAAAGGUGGUCCAAUAGACGGUGAUGAAGAGGAUGAUGAAACAGACAGUGUCGGCGACAACCGCCUGCUUCAAGAAAUGUUUGAUUUUCUGCUCUCUUCCCACAGUGCACGUGACAGGGGUGUCAGAUUCCGAUGCUGCCAGCUGAUAAACAAGCUGCUGACGAACCUGGGAGAGGACGCCCAAAUAGAUGAUGAGCUUUACGAUCGACUGUACGAGUGCAUGCUAGACAGGCUGAAGGACAAGUGCCCUGUUGUUCGUUAUCAUGCUGUGCUCGCUAUGGCUCGUCUGCAGGAUCCAACUGAUGAGAACUGUCCCGUCAUAAGAGCAUACCUGUUUCUACUCAACUGUGACCCAAGCCACGAUGUACGCAGGGCUGUGUUGACAUCAAUAGCUCCAUCCACUAAAACCCUCUCUAGUGUGGUGGGUAGAACACGCGAUGUGAAGGAAAUGGUCAGGAAAACUGCGUACGAGGUUAUCUCUGAGAAAAUCCACAUAAAGGCUCUUUCCAUUGCCCUGAGGCUGCAGAUAGUUAGUGAGGGACUCAAAGACAGAUCAGAUCUUGUGCGUGGAGCCUGUUCAGGUAAGCUGCUGCAGGCUUGGAUGCGGACAUUCCAGGGGAAUUUCCUCGAUCUACUGCGAAGUCUGGAUGUGGAAGAUUCGACAGACAUCUGCCUACAGGUACUGGACACGCUGUUCAAGGCUACGACAACCCACGACCUUCUGGAGAGAUUCGAUAUUCUGAAUGAGAGUCUCCUGAUCCCAGAAGACCAGCUGACAAGUGAGAGCGCCCUGUACUGGCGAGCAGUGUGUAAACACUUCCAUGCGAUGGGCAGUGAAGGGGACGAGUACUUGGAGAAAGUCAUGCCUGUCGUUGUCGACUUUUGCGCAUUCUUGCAGAGGUAUAUGGAUGAGUUGAAGAACAUCCAUGACCCCGAGAUCCAGCUUGGCCGCGAGUUCAUCAUAGAACAGAUGUUACUGAUCACUGGACUCAUGGACAUGGCUGAUGCCUCAUCAAGGAAAGCCCUGGAGACUCUGCUGCACAACAUGUUAAUGGCAGAGCACAUUUCUCACCGGCUGGUUAAAGCUGUUGUCUCCCGUGUGUGUGAACUGAGAGGGAUGGCCGAAAACAUGGUGGACUACUUUGCUGAGGUGGUGUCGGAGAUUCGUGAGCCAAUCACCAUGGUAGAGAAGGACAUAGCUGAGGAACAGAAGAGACAGAUUAACCUGAAGAUUGCUGGUAUCCGGGUAGAACUGAACCAGCUACGAGAAGAUUUGGACGAGGCUGUAAGGGGCCAGGACUUCACACGAGCAGCGGAAAUAAAGGGGAAAAUAGCACAGCUGGACCUGGAGAAAAAUGCCUUGCUUGAGACCUCAGAGCCUGUCAGAGAAGAGAUACGGGCUGAAAGGAAUGACCCUCUCACCAUCCUGAAGUGCCAGACCAUAAUAUCAGAGAUGCUACAACUGCUGAAAAUGAAUGCUGUAAGCCCGACCCUGCAGAUGAUGAUCGAGUCUCAGAUUGUGCCAGGGAUUCAGAACGAGGAUGCAGAGGUCCGCAACAUGGCGAUGCGGGCCCUCGGACUGUGUUGCUAUCUGAGUAAAGACCUCCUCGUCACCUAUAUUCCACUCUUCAUGCAGGCCUCCCAGAUAGAUGUAGAAGGGGUACGAGUGACCGCCCUUCAGGUUCUGUUUGACCUUCUCCUCCUGUAUGGUCUCGACAUCGUAGAUGCCAGCGAAUCCUCGUCCACUGAAUCGACAGGGGAAAUCGGCACCGUGGGGGAGGGAUCAUUGUCGACUGAGAGGACAUCAGAGGAUAGGAACGGCACAGCUAGCAAACUUGUCGCUAUCAUAUGUUCCUUCCUUGAUGGAGAGGUAGUAGAACUAAGAACAUGUGCAGCAGAAGGCUUGUCCAAGCUUCUACUGUCUGGGCGAGUGGUCUCCUCCAAGAUUCUUUCUCACCUGAUUUUACUGUGGUACAACCCACUAUCAGAGGAUGACACUCAUCUACGAGACUGCCUUGGGACGUUCUUUCCACUGUAUGCACUGGCAUCAAGGUCUAACCAAGAGGUAGUGGAGGAUGCCUUUCUGCCUACCCUGAAGACACUUCUCCGAGCCCCCAGCACGAGUCCGCUUGCCGAUGUGAACGUGAAUAACGUGGCUGAACUUCUCGUGCAGUUGACUAACUCCAAACUGAUCACUGUGAAUCAGAACCAGCAGGAUAUUAGUCAGUCAUUUGUUAUGCAGGACAACCCAGGGCAUGAUAACCUGACUGAGACCGUGUGUAAUGAGAUUCUGUCCGCCCCUGACUCCCCGAACGUUCGACUGUGGCUGCGCAUUCUCAAUCAGAUGGAAGUGUCUCCGGAUAAUGAAGUUCUGUUGAAAGAUCUGCGGAUUUUGGCAUACAAGAUGGUGAAGACUGUGAAGGAUCGCAUCUCCCUACGAGGACUGGAGAAGUUUCAAGCGACCAUUAACAGCCUGGCCAGCAAAUUUGUUAGCAACGAUGACGACCUGGAAAAUAUUGAGAUUGAGCCAGUUGCACCAACUGACCAGACACAAGAUGUAGCGGAUGAAACUGCAGAUACCACUCAGACUCCAAAGAGAAAAAGAGUGAGAGGACUGUACUCGCAGAACAUGACACUCGGCCUAGAGAUGGAGUCGGAACUAGACACAACAGCUGAAUCCCCCGAGCCUGUGGAUGCCUCGUGUCUUAUGAGAACUAACUCUAGUGUGUCAGAAAGUUUGACCCCGUCUAGGCCACGGCCUCGCUCUAACACGACCACAGAACUUGCGGAGGAAGAGGUGUUUACUGUGCCGGAAGCUCCAGAAGCAUCUAAAAAGAAAUCAACAGCAAAGGGCAUCAAUGGAAUUCCUGAAGUCAAUGAAGAGGCUGGGAAAUCAACUGAUGAUGACAGCGAAGAUGAGGGUGCUGAACCUGCUACUAAAGACAAGUCGCCAAGCAGAAGAGGGAGAGCUACAGAAAAAUCUGGAAGAAACUUGUCAAAGAAGCAAGGAUCACCCAGAAAAGAAAGCAAAAGUAAGUCACCAGUGAAAUCUGGUUCCAGCAAAUCACCAGAGAAAGUGGGAAGAAGCAAAUCCCCUCAAAAGAAGCAGCCGGAAAAACGUAAAGCUUCAAAGUCGCCAGACAAAACUUCACCAGGAAAACGUAUUGUGUCUGCAUCACCUGCAAGACAAACACAGCAGAAAAGGAAAGCCUCCCAGUCACCUGGCAGAGAGAGGAAAAGAAUGUCAAAGUCUCCUGUUAACAAAGGGGCAAAGAAAACCAAUUCGAGGAGUCCUGAAAAGAGGAAACUGCCAAAAACUCCCAUCAAGGAAACUUCAGAAAAAGGCAGCAAGAGUAAAUCCCCUCGUGUGGAAAGGCCUUUAUCUCCAAGCAAAUCACCAGCUAAAAAAGCUGGGGAAAGCAAGAAGAAACCCACAUCAGCCAGAAGUGAUAAGGAAGAGAAGAAUAAAGGUGAAAACAAGGAAGAUAAGUCACCUAAAAAGAAGGAGACACAGAAUACCCGAAAGGCAGCUGUGAAGCCAGUUACUAUUGAUACACCAAGCACUGCUAGGGCUAAAACAGUGACGGUACAGAUACAAGCCAAUGAGAAAAAAGCUGCUGACAGAUCUUUGAAUGCAACACAGUCACCUAGGACUUCAGGAAGAUCGACUGGCAAAAAGUCCUCUGGUACUGAAACUCCAGAAGUUGCUAAAGGAAGAAGUGUGGCUACCCGAGCUGCGGUUGGAACUCCUGGAUCAGCUACAGGGAAACGAUCAUCUGCUAGGAUUGUGGCUGAUACACCUGAAAUGCCUUCUCCGAGAAAAACACGCAGAGCGGGAAUUGAGGAAUCUGUGGCAGAGACGCCAGAACCUCGGACUGCCAAGACAGCUACAAAGACUAAGGCUACUGAUAAGCCCAGCUCAGUGCGGCGAGCGUCCGCAAGGGGAGUUGCUAACAGCCCCGCCCCCUCAAAUGGUCCAUCAGAAGGCAGCAAGAAUGCAGAAAAGUCCACCCCUAGGUCAUCUCAGGCAUCUAGCACACGGUCGUCUCAGAGGUCAGUGCCAACGCCAACUCCGACAUCUACAAGAUCUGCAAAGAGAGCAAAUGCCGUAGCAUCAACGCCAUCCUCAACACCUGAGGCUUCUUCAAGCAGGCAUACAACAAGACGUAAUCAACUAUCAAGCCAGAGUUCUCAGGGUUCGCAGUCCGACUCUUCAUCUGAUAAAUCUGCGUCAAUGUCAGUCCGUAUGGCGAAAAGCAAAACAUCUAGCACUGGGGAUUCCAGUUCGUCAGAUUCUAGCAAAGUCACUACAAAGCCUAAAUCAGCCCCAAACCAAAAAGCCCCGGUGGAGCGUCUCUUCAAUAAAGCCUCGUCCCAGACAACUGAUGAUGAAGAAGAUAAAAUCAAGCGCAAGGCCAGACCUUCUCGCCGUAGUGCAAACAUUUCAGUCUCCAUGACAAUGACACCACCAUCCUCUGCACGUAGAACUCGGGCCUCGCUGUCACAGAGUUCUGUAGAAUCUCCUGGCACUUCAGGCAAGGUCAAGGACACAGGAAAUGUAGUGAAUAGUUCAAGGUCUGCUAGCAGAGGUCAGGAUAGUUCAGCCACUCGCAGAAGUACUAGAGGUGAUGGUGAUGCAAGCUCCCAGGCUAGUUCCAAAAUCCCAAGCCCAGGCAGUUCUCGAUCCACAAGGUCAGAGGUCAGUGCAAGGGCAGGGUCAAGGUCAGCUGUUGGCAAGAAGGUGGUCGCUCCGUCUGAGACAAGAUCUUCAGCUCUGAGAAAGGCAAAAAAUGCAAGUAAAUCUGGUGCCAAGUAGAAGAACAUCUACAGAAAACAAAGUGAGCAGCCACUGAGAAAUCACCCGGACUGGGAUAUCUAUGAUAUCUACUUAAUAUAGACUUUGUGAACCAUCUAUAAUGUACAUUGUAUGUUUCUAUCAGAUGUUUUCUUACUGUAUAAAUGUGUUUCUGUAAGUGUUUUGGUGCUGGGAUAAAUUAUUAAAACUCUUCUAUGCAAGUGAUUCAGGUCAAUAAACUUAGUUUAGUUUUAUUGUCAUGUGAUGUAAUUUACCUUUUUCUAAUUCUAUAAUUCAUUCUAAUAAAUUUGAAUUUAACAAGCUGUAUUAUUCGUUUUAAGAAAGCCAUACUAUUUGUGGAGCCUGCUGAAAUAAAAACAACAUUCAUGAUAUCUA